AUGCCCACCCCCACCAUCACAAUCACCCCCGUCCUCCACCCCACCGAAACACCCACCUACAUCACCACCUUCGCCAGCGCCUUCACACCCCCCUCAGCCGACAUGCUCAUGCCCCUAAUCUACCCAACCGGCCUCCAAGACCCUCAAGUGCAAGCCCACCUCCUCGCAACCUUCGAUGCCCCCUCCAAAACGAACCUUCUCUACCUCGCCAGAGACGCGGAGACGGGCGCGGUGCUGGGAUGUUCGGGGUGGGAGGUAUUCGAAGCUGAUGCUGAAGGGGAGGGGGAUGUCGAGGUUGAAGUGGCGAAGACCCUCGCCGCCGCAGAAGCGCAUCCAGCACCACCCGAACUAAACAGAAACAACCCCCUCCGCCGCGCCGCAAUCUCAGCCAUGGUCCGGUCUCGCUCCUCCCUCCCGAAACCCUUUGUCGAACUCACCAUCCUCGCCGUGAACCCGGAGCAGCAAGGGAAAGGGGUCGGGUCGGCGCUGUUGAGGGAUGGGCUGAACUGGGUGGAUGAGAUGAAAAUUCCCGCGUUUGUGGUGUCGAGCGGGCAGGGGAGGGCGUUGUACGAACGGUACGGGUUUGGGGAGGUGUGGGAUUUUGGGUUGGAUGCGAGGGAGUUUGGGGGCGAGAGGGAGGGACGGCAUUGGUGUAUGUGGAGGAAGGCGAGGGAGUGA
Molecule: messenger RNA, 678 nt
Organism: Zasmidium cellare ATCC 36951
Lineage: Eukaryota; Fungi; Ascomycota; Dothideomycetes; Mycosphaerellales; Mycosphaerellaceae
Exons: 1
Coding region: 1-678 (225 amino acids)
Molecular function (GO): acyltransferase activity, transferring groups other than amino-acyl groups
Source: RefSeq, a predicted model, not a curated record